Molecule: messenger RNA, 1206 nt
Organism: Brugia malayi
Lineage: Eukaryota; Metazoa; Nematoda; Chromadorea; Rhabditida; Onchocercidae
Exons: 13
Coding region: 1-1206 (401 amino acids)
Biological process (GO): Golgi to plasma membrane protein transport
Cellular component (GO): trans-Golgi network
Source: RefSeq, a predicted model, not a curated record
AUGCUGCGAGUGGAGGUGAUGCCAGGAUGCGGAAUCCGGAAUGAUUACAUCGAGUUACUUCUGGGAAUGCCUAUAAAUCAAGCGAUCGCUGCCAUACAGAAUGCAUCACGCCAUAUUCAGAAUGUUGAACUGACUUACUCUUCCAAGGAACCUUUAUCAAGAGAUGUAAUGAUACGACUGGCAAAAGAUGGUGUGCGACUCUAUUUUGAACCUAACUCGCAGCUGCUAAAGCUGAUUGAAGUGUACGACUUGUCAAACAUUAUCUUACAGUAUGGUGGUGUGGUAUUCUCUAGUCCUAAAGACGAAGCAGAUGUAAAUAAAGUGGAAGGUUGUUUUGGCGCCACACAUCCUGGAGUUUAUGUUGCUGAACAAAGUUUGUAUGAAUUGAGCUGGAAAGGAUUAUCAUUCAGUUUCCCCACUCUAAAUGAAGUUUCGAAAGUGCAAACUUCAUCGGUCGAUGCUACUGGCUUAGGAUCAUUGCAGUUCCGAAGUAAUUCUCCACCACUUCUUGCAAAAAUGGCCAUUUAUCCCGACUCCUACAACUCACCGAAACCACCAAGAAUCUCAGCAGCUUCACUCUGUGGUGUUAUAUGUCCAGUUGAAGUGAAAUCCAUUAGUGAUGGAAGCAGAAUUUCAGGCUUAUUUUUCAUCUUUGCUGCAGAAACCCCACUGCCGGAUAGUUCGAGUCGAAAACAAGCUUUCGGUUUAAGGAAAAUCGAACAGUCCAUUUUUUUCGGCGAUACUGCCGAGAGUGUUUUAUCAUCGCUCGGUGCUCCAUCUAAAGUAUUUUACACGAAAGCGGAUCGAAUGUUAAUUCAUCGAGGGGAAGAUUCAAGAAAAUUGCGUGGACCGCGCCCUAAUUAUUUCUUCAAUUAUUUUUCUCUAGGACUGGACAUUCUAUUCGAUUGUAUCACUAACCGUGUCCAGAAAUUUGUCCUACAUACCAAUUUGCCAGGCCAUUUUGACUUUGGAAUAUAUGCACGCUGUAACUUCUGUGUUACUAUUAAUGGUGGUCCAACCAUUACUCCUUCGUCAAAGCGAGAAGACUUUUUUGGUGCUUUCUGUGGUGAUACAGCUGUACAGCCAGUGGUGCUUAGUAGGAGUGGGACUGAAAAUCCAUUUGGGUCAACUUUCUGCUAUGGAACUGAUCAAGUUAUUGUCGAGGUGAUGGACAAUGGAUUUAUAGCAUCAGUUACCCUUUUUUAG